Molecule: messenger RNA, 639 nt
Organism: Dromiciops gliroides (monito del monte)
Lineage: Eukaryota; Metazoa; Chordata; Mammalia; Microbiotheria; Microbiotheriidae
Gene: GJE1
Product: gap junction protein epsilon 1
Biological process (GO): cell communication
Cellular component (GO): connexin complex
Source: RefSeq, a predicted model, not a curated record
AUGUCUCUAAAUUACAUCAAGAACUUCUAUGAAGGGAUCUCAGAACCUCCUACAGUGAUCGGUCAGUUCCACACCCUUUUCUUUGGCUCAGUUCGCAUGUUCUUCCUUGGAGUAUUGGGCUUUGCAGUGUAUGGAAUAAGCCUUGCAUUUAGCUGUGAUCCAGACAAGAGGGAAAUAAAUCUCUUCUGUUACAACCAGUUCAGGCCAAUAACUCCCCAGUUUCUAUCAUCCAUUAGGGUAUUCUGGGCACUACAGCUAGUGACUGUUCUGGUUCCUGGAGCUGUUUUCCAUCUUUAUGGCUGCAUGUAAAAGCAUUGAUCAAGAAGCAUACUUCAGAGGCCCAUCUACACUGUCUUUUAUAUCCUCAGCGCCUUACUGAGAAUUAAUCCUGAGGUGACAGUCCUUUGGCUUCCAAAGUCAUCUUUUGGUUUCCAAGUAAAAUCUCUUUAUCAUUGUGAUGCCAGUUCACUUGAAAAAAGAUUUGGUAUUAUAAGAUGCCUUGUCCCAGAACAUUUCGAGAAGACAAUAUUCCUCAUUGCUAUGUAUACAUUUACAGCAGUCAACCGUGGCAUUGGGACUGCUGAAGUUUUUGAGAUCUUAUGUAGAAGGUUAAGCUUUUUAAGUGAUAGGUUGCUUUAG